This is a messenger RNA of Sinocyclocheilus anshuiensis, 3691 nucleotides long. Its product is annotated as forkhead box protein O3-like. Gene Ontology annotation, cellular component: nucleus; mitochondrial matrix. The record is from RefSeq and is a predicted model, not a curated record. Gene Ontology annotation, molecular function: RNA polymerase II cis-regulatory region sequence-specific DNA binding; DNA-binding transcription factor activity, RNA polymerase II-specific. The transcript is spliced from 2 exons. The coding region runs from base 767 to 2701 and encodes 644 amino acids. Gene Ontology annotation, biological process: regulation of transcription by RNA polymerase II. Lineage: Eukaryota; Metazoa; Chordata; Actinopteri; Cypriniformes; Cyprinidae.
GAUAGUGAGCUCCAGUGCUGCUCUCCGGCCCUUUAAGAAGCAGUUCCUCCCACUGGUUCCAGGGGGCGGAUGAUCUUUGUGUUGCUGUUCUUCUCUGUAGCUUGCAGCGGAGCAGCAGCGCAUUAGGGGCUUUGGCAGUGCUGGAUCGCGCGGGUUGCGGGACGCAACGUCCGGCUCCGACAUGGAAGAGGGCUCAUGGAGGUUUAUUGGGGAAAACCGUGUUAGGACUCAUUCGUGCUGAUUUGCAGCGGGACGGCUGUGGAGGUAUGGUUUGAUGGUUUGAGGACACUUUCGCGCACGUUCAGCCCUUCUGAUCGCUUUCAAUCCGCGAUUUUAAAAGGCGGCAGCUGCGUUCUGAAACAAAGUAACAUUCGCAUUAUGAUGUAACGUUACAGUGUAACAUAUUCGCAGCGCGACGUCGUGCAACAAUGUAACAAAUUCGACCGUCCGCUCCGUUCCAUUCUUGAUGCUUUUGAACCACGGAAGCUUCAUUAAACGAGUCGAAUGGGGGCAUUUUCGCUCGUUUUGUCGUUUAUUUAACUCUUAAAACUAAGAUUCAUAAAACGAAUCCUUCUGUGUGCUGAAAGUGGCCAUGAGCGCAUUUGUAAAUAUUCCUAAAAAUCUCACAUCAAUUCGAUUCCUUAAGUGUCCCGCAUUGAAAUGUGGACUCUAGAAGUGACCCAUUAAUGGCAUGCACGAGGGCACUGCUGCUGCUGUGUUCAGAAAAGCCGUCCAUACAUCAUUCAUUUGAAGGAGUCCAGGAAAUAUGGCAGAGGAGAUAGAUAAGCCCUUGGCUGUGGACGUCGACAUAGACCCUGAUUUCGAGCCCCAAAAAAGGCCAAGGUCCUGCACCUGGCCUCUGCCCAGACCAGAGUCCAAUGCCGGGAAAGCAGAACCAGCAGAGGUGGGAAUCAUUCCUGAGGAAGAGGUGGAUGAAAAUGGCACUGAUGAUGCUUGUGCAUUUAGUGGCAUUACAAGCGCAUCAAAGCCUGUCAGUGUGAUAGAAGGAAACCAGGCUGUUGCUGCUGCUGCUGCUCCUGCCAUAGAAACCAGUGCUGCUGUCAGUGAUAAAGACUCCUACGGCUCUUCCCAACAUGCUCUGCCCGCAUGCAACGACUCCAGCAUCAACGGUCUGAUUCUUCAGCAGCCCAGAAAAUCCUCUGCACGCAGGAACGCCUGGGGAAACUAUUCCUACGCGGACCUCAUCACUCAAGCCAUCGAGAGCUCGCCCGAGAAACGACUGACAUUGGCCCAGAUUUAUGAUUGGAUGGUCCGGAAUGUGCCAUACUUCAAGGACAAAGGUGACAGCAACAGCUCUGCAGGAUGGAAGAACUCAAUACGACAUAACCUGUCACUCCACAGUCGCUUUGUCCGGGUCCAGAAUGAAGGAACAGGAAAAAGUUCAUGGUGGAUGGUUAACCCUGAUGGUGGAAAAGGGGGUAAAGCUCCACGGAGACGUGCUGUUUCAAUGGACAACAGUAAUAAGCUCAUCAAGAGCGCCCGUGGCCGUGCCGCAAAGAAGAAAGCCGCUCUUCAGGCCACUCAGGAGGGAAGCUCCGAGAGUUCCUCCAGCCUGUCCAAAUGGACCGGCAGCCCGACUUCCCGCAGUAGCGACGAGCUAGACGCUUGGACGGAUUUCCGUUCCCGCACUAACUCUAAUGCCAGCACCCUAAGCGGACGCCUUUCCCCAAUUCUUGCCAACCUUGAGUUGGAUGAAGUUCCCGAUGACGACUCCCCCCUGUCGCCCAUGCUGUACUCAAGCCCUAGUAGUAUGUCUCCGUCCACUGGACUGACCGAACUACCCCGUCUAGCUGAUCUCGCAGGAACCAUGAACCUCAAUGAUGGCCUCUCUGACAACCUAAUGGACGACCUUCUAGAUAACAUUAGCCUGACGGCUUCCCAGUCUCCAGGCCAAGACAAAAGUGGGGCCAACCUACAGGGAAGCCCUGUGUUUACCUUCAGCUGCUCUGGGAGCAGUCUGGCAAUUCCCUCUGGCAGCUAUGGCACCAACUCCAUGUUUAGCCCUCCAUCCGUCACUGGCCUGAGGCAAUCUCCAAUGCAAACGAUCCAGGAAAACAAGCAAGCCACGUUCUCCUGCGGUUCCCUCUUUAGCGAUCAGAGUCUGCAGGACUUGUUCAACUCCGAGUCCAACAGUCGCAGUGAUGUCCUUCUUACCCAAUCUGAUCCGCUUAUGUCGCAAGCCAGUGCCUCCCUUUCCUCCCAGAAUGCCCGUCGCAGUGUCCUGUUGUUGCAUAAUGACCCUAUGAUGUCCAACCAGGCUGGGCCUGUAGGACAAGUGGGGCUCAAGAAGGUGUCGCCAUCUGGAUGGCGGAUGAACUGUGUCUCGAGCAGUGAGUCAGACUACCAAAGCUUGAUGAAGCAACAUCUCCAACAGUCUCCCUUCAGAAGCACAUCUAUGCAGCUCAACUCCUCCGAUUCGUUAUUGGCAGGUCUCAACGGCAGCGGGACCUCCGUUCAGUUGGUGUCUCAGGACCAAUUCCCAUCUGACUUGGAUCUCGAGGCGUUAAGUGGCAGUUUCGAUUGCGACAUGGACGCCAUCACCCGCAACGAUCUGAUGGAUGCUGAGGGCCUGGAGUUCAGCUUCGAUUCGCAUCUCAUCUCCUCUCAGAAUGCUAAUCUGACUUCAGGGAACUUCUCCAGUGCCAAACGAACCUCCUCCCAAAGCUGGGUGCCAGGUUGAUCCAGCCAGGCCCAGGAAUGUAGGGAAGGGUCAGAACACCGCAUUUGAGCCAACUGUCCACUGUAAAGCAACUGUACAUUAUGCUGUAGAAAAGCUAUUUGACAUCUAUUAGAAUGAGUCAAUGUCAAUGAUUUACCCAGUCGGUGUUGUAGUUUUGUGGCUGUGUGUUUUGUAUCGUCAUGAUUGAGGCUGGUUUGAUGGACGUUGUGAAGAGUUUCAACAAAUUCAACCUUGAAGUGCUUGCAGGUUAAGGUAUUGAACUCAGCUGCUGGAAUACGGUAAGUGAAGUACUGUAGAGAGUAGGUUGUUUAUACGUAUAUGAUGGCUUGGCCAACAGUACUUCCCUUAGUUCAUCUAGAAUACAAAAUCCGAAAGCAUUUAGAAGUGUGGAAAGUGUUGAGUCAGUUUGAAAGUCAAGCAGAAAUCUUGAAUACUCAUUAGUAAAGUGGUCCCUACAACAAGUGGAGCACCGUCGAGAGAAGGUUGUCUAUAUAUAAAGGUUUGGGCAGCUGUUCUUCCUCUAGUCCACUUAGAAUAUAAAAUCCCCAAAACCCACCAUUGCGUACAAGGGUGCCUACACACUAGAGAAAGCUCUUUUGAAAUAAUUUGGGAGUGUGGAAGUCAGUUUGAAAACCAAGUGAGAACUUGGUUUCUCAAGAAGUGAUUGGUCAACUGGUACCUACGACAAGUGGAUGAUUGUAGAGUGAAGGUUGUCUAUAUAUGAAGGCAUGGACAAUUGAACUUUCCUUGGUUCGUCUAGAAUAGAAACAUUUCCAAAACCCACCACUGUGUACAAGGGUGCCUAUACACUAGAGAAAGCUCUCAUGAAAGCAAUUGGGAAUGUGGAAAGAGUCGCUCAGUCAGAACACCAACUGAGAAUCUUGAAUUCUUAUUGGUCAGCUGGUACCUAUAUGGAGGAUCAUAUGGGGCUUUUCCACUGCGUGGUACUACUCGGCUCGGCUCGGCUCGCGUUUCCACCGCAGUUUAGUA